GUGACCACUUCCGGCCCAUCGCCGGGGUGGGCGUGGCCACGUUGCGUCAUAGAGCUGGGCUAGAGGCCAGAACUCCAACACCCCCAAAACCCGCUGAGGUCCGGCCAGGUCAGAAGCGUCCCUAGCGACAGCCAGAGAGGGGACUAGGGCGCGAGAGUACGACUGGGGAUCAUUCUGGAAGAGAGUUCAGUCUUUGGUAGCUGCCAGGAGCCUUGAGAACCUCAGCAUCAGAAUUGAGGAGCAUCAAAGAAAAGGGGAUAUUGAAACUGACCGGGUCCCGGAUCUCUGGUCCUGGUGCUGAGAGUAACGUGAUGCUAGUUGGAGACCGAGGGAGAAUGAAUGUACCCAGAGGUCAAAGAAGAGUUGCUGUAGGGGUCUGUGGCUUUGGGGGUUUAGAAAAGCUACUGGAAAAUAAGAAGUUUGUGGCUAGAAGGAAAUCCAUGGUAACUCCACUGAAUUAACGACCUUAUAAUUCCUUAGAAUCAAGUGAAGCAAGGAGAAGGAAGUUCCAGGACCAGGAGAGCAUCACUUGUGGGGAUAUCAUUAACUUGAGAUGUGAGAUCUACGACCAGAAUUUGAAAGACAGUCUAGAAGUGUAUAGAAACCAAGAGAUCCCCAUUCCUGGCCAUCUUCUAAGAGCAGAAGAAAAUGACCAAGGUCCAGGGAUCAUUAUUAUUUGAAGAUGUGGCCGUGGACUUCACGUGGGAGGAGUGGCAGCUCCUGGCCCCUGACCAGAAGGCCCUGUACCGGGACGUGAUGCUAGAGAACUACAGCCACCUGGUGUCCGUGGGGUUGCAAAGUUCCAAACCAGCUGAAAUCUUCAAAUUGAAGCAAGGAGACCAGCCAUGGUUAGAAGAGGAAAACACCUCUGGUCAGAACUCACCAGAAGUUGGAGAAGUUGGUGAUCAUAUGCAGUGGUACUUGGAAAUCCAAAACAAGCUUAAAAAUGUGGAAAGAGGCCAUGAACAUAGUUCAUCAGGAAAUAUUUUUCAUCUGCACAGAAAUCUUGUUACAUUAAGGCAAAGCCAUGAUAACAUACUGAACUCUAGUUUAGAUUUAAUUAACCAGAAUAAAAACUGUGUUGUGAAGAAAUCUGGUAAGAUUAAUAGACAUGAGAAAUCAUUUCUUCAUACUAAGCAUGAAAAAAGUAACACUGGGAUUAAACGCAGUAAGUAUGGAAACAGGACCAGCACAAAUCCAGAACUCAUGAUCCAUCAAACAGAAAAAGGAAAGAAACAUCAUGAAUGUGUUGAAUGUGGGAAAUCCUUCAUCAAAAAGUCUCAACUCACCGUACAUCAGAGAACUCAUACGGGAGAAAAGCCGUAUAAAUGCCUUAAGUGUGGUAAAGCCUUCUGUCGGAAAGCAGAGCUCAACAUACAUGUGCAAGUUGAAAGAGGAAUUAAACCCCACGGAUGCAGUGAGUGUGGGAAAGCUUUCUUCAGGAAGUCUCAGCUCCUCGUUCAUCAGAAAACCCACACAGGAGAGAAACCCUAUGCAUGCAGCGAGUGUGGGAAAGGCUUCAUCCAGAAGGGAAAUUUCCUCAUACAUCAGCGGACUCACACUGGAGAGAAGCCCUACAGGUGCAGUGACUGUGGGAAGGCCUUCAGUCAUAAGCCAUGUCUCGUCGCACACCAGGUGUUUCACACCGGAAAUCCUCCCUAUGUGUGUGGUGAAUGUGGAAAAGCCUACUUUCAGAAGUCAAGUCUCAUUAGACAUCAGAGAGGCCACACAGAAGAGAAACUCUAUAAAUGUGGUGACUGUGGGAAAGGUUACUCCACGAAGGCAAUCCUCAGUAGACAUCAGAGAAUCCAUACGGGAGAGAAACCGCAUGGAUGCAGCAACUGUGGGAAAGCCUUCUUCCACAAGUCCUCCCUCACGAAACAUAAGAAAACUCAUGUGAAAGAGAAAGGCGUAGACUCAGUCAAGGUGGAAGGUGAUCCCUUUGGGAAUCAGAGCCCACGUACCACAGAAUCCACACAGGAGAAAAAGUCUGUUAAAACAGUGACAGUGGACGUGCCUUCCACGGCAGUCCCGACGUCAGUAAACAUCAGUGGGUUCCUAGCCCAAGGGAACGUGGUCCUGGUGGGACAGCCAGUGGACAGAUGUGCACCCUCAGGAGAUAACAGAGGAUUUGCCCAGGAGAGAAACCUAAUGAACGCAGUAAAUGUUGUAGUGCCUUCGGUUACCAGUUACAUCUUAUUUUAUGUCCCAGGAAACAUGUAGGGAAGAUUUGAUACAUUCAAUGUGGAAAAGCCUUUUGAUCAAAGUUUCAGCUCUUUAUGUGGUUGAAAACUUUCACAGAGAGGAUGCCAAUGAAUGUAAUGGUAAUGGAAAGAUAGACUUCAUUAAGUAUCAGUGGCUCUUAGUAGGUUGAAUUGUAGUAAGCUUGGCUUAAAAGUCAUCAAUAAAUUCACAUCAGAAAGAGGUUUUAGGAAGGUUGUUGUGUCGGGUCCUUAAGACCAGCCUCACUUCUGAUUAUUCUCUAAAAGCACUCAUUAAACUUAUAAAAGCUGCUCUACCUAUGGUUACAGUUGAUCAUAGUGAAAAGCUACAAAUAAAAAGUAGCAAAUGCAAAAGGAGCAUAAGGCAGAAUUUAGGAGACACCAGGUCCAUACUUUCCGUUGUCCUCUCAGUGGAGUUGUAUGGACCGUGCUUAGUUCUUCCAGCAAUAACAUGACAACACUCAGGGGUUAUUGGCAACCAGGGAAACUCACCUCAGCUUUAGCGGCCAGGGUUUUUACUGGGGGUGAGUUAUGUCGGCAUGGAGAGACCACGUGACUGAUCUUAACCUCUCAAAUGUCAGCCCCCUAAAGGUCAGAAUGACACAGCGUGGUCCAGAGCCCCAGGCAGACAGGAAGGGGUGUUCGACCAAAAUCGUAUUGCUAGCAUACACAUACAACUUGGCCCAAACCCCAGGUAUACCCAGACAGUCUGGUCAGGCAGGAUGAGAACCUUUAAGGGCUCAGAGGGUCCUUUCCAGGUGCCAGUGAAGUUUCCUUCCUUUCUGUGGAAUGUGCAGGGUCCAAACACCCCAAACCUGCCAGGUCAGCCCUUCGCUGCGUGGCAGUGCAUAGGACAAGGGUUUCCGUAACGUUGUUCCCCAUCACGUGUCAGAAAUAAAUGUGGAUAUGCUCAGUAUGUAGACCCUUUAGCAAAACCUCAGGGAUCUUACAAAGGAGAUAAGCCCAUGACUGCAAUAGAAAUUUGGACACUUGUCCUAAGUCUACCCUCAUUUUUCAUCAGAUUAACACCGUUGAUGUGUAUUUUGAGAUCAUAUGCCUUGAGCUCUUCCUCACUGCUGUGUGGAACACCCCAUAACUCAACGAAGGUGGUUUCUGGACCAUAUUGCAUUGUUAUGUCUGCAUCUUCCAGCACCUUUGCUGAAUUCUUUUAAAGGCUAGUUGCUAGGCCAGUCCACCCACAAGGGGGGAGUUGGGACUCUUUGAGGGCCUUGUGAGAGUCAGAAUGACAGAAUAAUGAUUUUCAAGAAAAAAAGACAUCCUUUGCCGAGAGUUGCCAUGAUUUCCUGCUUAGAAGGUGCUUGAAGGGAACCUGGUGUGUGGCCUCUCGUGCCCAGCCUGGCCUGCAGAGCCAGCCUUUUGCCCUGGCACGAGUAUCCCAGUAUAAACUAGUUCCCCAGUCGUCUCACUGGGGAGCUGGCCGCGAGUGUCAGCAGGCGGGAGUGUGGCCGUGGAGUCCCGCGGAGGGAUGGAGGGGAGGGGUGAGCCCCCGAGGGACCCUGCGGAUUGGAAGGAAGGCAGGUGGGCGUGCUUCACCAGGGCGCCAUUGGGUCGGUUCAGGAAAUCCAGUCAACCGCUUCACGUGAAGCCGCUCCCAGUCAGGCAGGAGGCUCCCUGCUGCCCUGUCAUUUGCCUUUUUGACUUGUGUGAUUCAGGCCGGUCGCUUACCCCCUCUGACGCUUGUUUUCGUAGGCUCUGUCAGCACGGUGAGCAGGCUUGUUCCAAUACAGGAGUGUCACCGGAAGGAACGUGGGAAAGUGUAUCCCCCGACUUCCACUGCCCCUCUUUGGGCUUCUGAGGCUGGUGUUUCCCGAUCUUGUCGCCGGGAGCCCCACCUCUGCCAAAGGCCCCGCCCAUAAAAAUGGGGAGGCCUGCCCUCAAAACUGACCCCCCUCGGUCACAGGGACAUUCCUCCUACUUCAUCUUUCUUGGUCCAGCCCUCUCCGCUCGCCCUACAGAGACUGUGCCAUUUCCUCUCCACAUCUCCAUCCUCUGUCCCGCUAACCCAGCAAGGGCUUCUGUGCGCACGGUGCAGAAAGCGGGCGUUUGCAGCAGAGUAAUGGCUAUUUGCAGGGCGCCAAGCAGAGGAGUGAGAGACAAGUCUCAGAUCCACUUCAUCUUGGUCUUUGAGUUAGGGAUGUUUUAAGAGGGGGGAAAAAAGAGGCUGGGAUUAAUCACCGUUUUGUGACGUUUGUUAAUCGUGGUUUCAGGAGUCAGGACGUCUCCGGUUUAAGAUCUUUCUGGCCGGGUGGUUAUGGCUUGGGGCCUGAAAGCUCAUCUUGCCCUGGAGAAACAACCUGAGUCUGUGUGUUAAUGAUGCUGUUUACAGCAGCAAUUCUGUUACAUUAAGGAUGUUAUCGACAACAGCUGUCAGUCAUCAGACUGGUGUUUAGCUGGCACAGGACUGAGGUCACAGGGCACAAGAAAGGGGAUAAAGUUUUGGAUAGAGCGAUUCAUUAUAAACUCAGGGUGGGAAGAGAUAGACUGGGAUUUCAAAAUUGUAGAAUAGAUAAACAAGAUUAUACUGUAUAGCACAGGGAAAUACAUACAAGAUCUUAUGGUAGUUCACAGAGAAAGGAAUGUGACAGUGAAUAUAUGUAUGUUCAUGUAUAAUUGAAAAAUUGUGCUCUACACUGGAAUUUGACACAACAUUGUAAAAUGAUUAUAAAUCAAUAAAAAAUGUUAAAAAAUACAUGCUUCAAAAAAUAAAGUUACCAAAUUAAAGAAUAAAAAAAAUAUAUAUAAACUCAGUAAGAGAACUCGGUUUUAGGGGGACUUGGUUUCAACCCCCACUCCUGUUUAAACUUGCCCCAUGUCUUUGAGGGAACAGGUGACGACUGCUCUGGCUACUUUCUGCCUCAGUCUGGGGACUGGAAAUGUUGCCUACUGAGCUGGACAUAUUCCCGAGUUCCAGGUCUUGGACCAGAGUCUUACAUGAGUAAAAUCUUAGUCCCCUGGUCCAUUGUUUUGGUGCAGGAGACCCAAUUAGAAGUAGGAGGUGGAGUGACAACCUAAACUUUAGUAAACCUUGGGAAAGAGUUCUUAUUCCUGAGGAAUUCAAGAGAAUAAGCCUGAAAAUCAGUCAGAACCUGGUACUUCUGGGGAGAUUUAUUGUAGCCAGGUAGCCAGUUGCCUAAUUUUAUCUAAGCAGGUUUUAACUUCAGGUGUGAUAUAUAUAGAUGCAUAUAUAGAUAUGUAGAUAUAUAUCAGGAGCUUCUGGCUACUACACAUAAAAUUUGAUCUAAAGCAGUUUUAUUGUCUAGUACUAUUCUAGCUAAAGAAUCGAGUGCCUCACGCCUGUCAGGAUGGCUGUUAUCAAAAGUCUACAAAUAACACACGUUGGAGAGGAUGUGGAGAAGUGGGAACCCUUGUACACUGUUGGUGGGGAUGUAAACUGGUGCAGCCACUAUAGAAAACUAUGGAGAGUCUUCAGAAUCUAAAAAUAGAACUACCAUGUGAGCCAGUGCUUCCACUCCUGAGUAUAUAUCUGGAAAAAAUGAAAACACUAAUUUGAAAAGAUACAUUCAUCCCAAUGUUCACAGCAGCACUAUUUACAAUAGACGAGACAUGGAUCAACCCAAGUGCCAUCAACAGACAAGUGGAGAAAGAUGUGGAAUAUAUAUACAAUGGAAUAUUACUCAGCCAUAAAAUGGAUGGAAUUCUGCCAUUUGCAGCAAUGUGAAUGGGCCUAGAGAUUAUUAUGCUUAGUAAAUUAAGACAGAGAAAGACAAAUACUGUAUAUUACUUAUAUGUGGAAUCUAAAAAAUAAAUGAAUGCAAAUGCAAAACAGAAACAGGUUCAGACUCGCAGGAAAACAAACUCAUGGUUACCAAAGAAGAGGGAAGGGGGAGGGAUAAAUUAGGGAUGUGGGAUUAAGAGAUAAACUGUAUAAAAUAGAUAAGCAACAAGGAUAUAUUGUACACCACAGGGGAUUAUAGCCAUGAUUUUGUAAUAAAUUUUUAAGGAGUAUAAUCUGUAAAAAUACCGAAUCACUAUGCUGUAUACUUGAAACUAAUACAAUAUAGUAA
This is a messenger RNA of Camelus dromedarius (Arabian camel), 6268 nucleotides long. RefSeq names its product zinc finger protein 350 (gene ZNF350). Bases 649 to 2223 code for a protein of 524 amino acids. The record is from RefSeq and is a predicted model, not a curated record. NCBI's taxonomy places the organism in Eukaryota, Metazoa, Chordata, Mammalia, Artiodactyla, Camelidae. The transcript has 7 exons. Gene Ontology annotation, biological process: regulation of DNA-templated transcription.